This is a messenger RNA of Linum trigynum, 2480 nucleotides long. The record is from the annotation of a GenBank genome assembly. NCBI's taxonomy places the organism in Eukaryota, Viridiplantae, Streptophyta, Magnoliopsida, Malpighiales, Linaceae.
CGGAGGCAAAAUCCUUCGGAAAAAAGCAAAACAGAAAAAGAGUUAUCGGGAUCGCUUUCCUUACCCAUCUACUCUGAAGUCCUCUCUUCUUCUUCUUCCUCGUGGCUAAUCUGCAGUUCAAAAAUCGACCGUGCUUUCUGCUAAUUCGUUGAAGAUGGGGGAAUUCCUUAGCCCUAAUCCGGCGCAAAAGCAUAGGCUACCAAGUAUUCAAUCCCCAACUAGCCCGUUCUUUCUCAGAUCCAACAAUGACCAGCUCUAGCGAGCGCAGCCUCACGCUAAACGGGCCGCCGCCAUCCGUCGCAUGUCCGUCUCCCUCAACGCUACUCAGCCUCUUCCCUCCGACAAAUCCACCGGCCCCUCCUCCUUCUGCCUCGUCAAGGAGCAGAUCCUCGAUCUCUUCCACAACUGCAUCAAACUCGCCAGCGAAAAUGUCAGACUUGUCCCCGUCCCCUUAAUCUUCUUACAAUUUGUUUGAAUUUGGUGGCCACAACUUUGAAAUGGGAUUUGUUCAAUUUGUGCUUUCUGUGGCGCUUGCAAAAAAUCAAUCAGAAGAAUACAUGGGAUUUGAGCUUGAUAGAUCACUUGUACGACAUUAUAAAGGUGGAAGAAGAAGAAGAUUCGGAGACCAAUAUUCAGAAGAUGCUGUUUCUGGAGAUGGCAGUGCCGAGGUUGGACAAAAGACUGGUCGUGGGAAGAAGGAGACAGAGAAAAAGAUAUCGCCCUUGUCAACGCUGGAAUCAUCUUUCGAGGCUCUUAACCUGAAGAAGUUUGAUGCUGCAUUUGCUGUUGAUCCCAUCUAUCACCAGACAUCUGCGCAGUUUGAUGAAGGUGGAGAUAUGGGUCUUUUACUGAAUAACAUCGGAGUAUACGGUGGAUGUCGAGUGCUAUUCGAUUCAAAAGAAGUACCAGGAAAAUGUGUGUCAUUUGAGAACCAGUGUGGCAGGGAUCAGUUGAUUGACCUUUCCUUUGCUAAAAGUAUGUUCGGAUUCUAUGGUUCACCAUACAAUGCCAUUUUGAAAAUAAUUUAACACUGAUGGGCUUCUUGGCUCCUUACAUAUUGCACUGACCAAUUGCAAAAAAUGGAUGAAAUUUCACCAACUCUCCUUGAAAUUAUUAGUCAAUUUGAUGAACAUAACAAAAGGCCACUAGCUACGUUUUCUUCCCACCUGGGAUCUGGCAACCAAAUGGAUGUAGAAAAUGGUUUUAGCGAAGAAAAUGAAGCUGACCUUGGUGGUGAUGCAUUUGAAAAUCAAGAUGCUUGGACUUACGAUCAACAAAGUGUUGUUGAUGAUGAAUCUAUGUGCUAUCCAUAGAGCGUGUUUAUCAGUGUGUUGAUGAUUAUAAUUAUUAUUUUAACGUAUGGAUCAACCAGUCACUUAAAAUUAGACAAUCUCUUGCAGGAAAAUGGCGCAUUUUCUUUUGACAACACCGAUAUGGAUGGCAGGUCAUAUAUAAUUGAUACUUAUUUGUUACAAAGUUUGGGUUGCACAUCCAAACACAAUGCUUGGGCAGGUCCUGGUCAUUGGAAGUAGCAAAAAUCAAAAGUUAAAGCUUGAGGUGUUCCCUAAGAUUUUACAUUGUAGUCCUUUGUCUCCCAAAAUGGUAAUGUAGAACUUUCCCAAAGGGAUGGAUCGAGGAUAAUCCCAAUGCAGAAGAAGGGCCACAAGUAACAGCCAAGAAACCAAAGACCAAGAAGCAAGCAGAACCUGAUAUUGUUUUCACAAAAGCCUUGGACGAAGAACUGCUGGAUGUCUUUGCUCCUCCAAAAAAUCCCAAGUCACUGCUGCUACCAGCAAACCGGGCACCCUCUAUCACAAAGUUACCCGAGGAUUUCCACUAUCAACCAGAGGAUCUUGUUAAAUUGUUUCUUUUACCCAAUGUCAUGGUAAUGAAAGUUACCCACUAAGAGAAUACUUAUGAUUCAAUGUGUUAUUAUUAUUUUAUUUCUGGUGCUGCUAUUAAUGGAAGAGUUUUGUUCUCUUGCAGUUUAUUUGAAAGAGAGGGAGAAGUUCCAGAGGUGAAGCUCUUAUCAUCCCUUCAAAAAUCCCGUCUUUUCCGUUUUCAGUCACUUAUUCCUGAAAUGUGAAAGAGCUUCUCUUUUUUUUUUUUUUUUUUCAGAAGAGCCAGGUAGUGAUGGCAAUUUCAACCUGCCCCGCGGGUAUUACCCGACCUGACCCGCGAUGGGGCGGGUAUUACCCGACCCGUAGUAGCGUGGGGCGGGACAUGGUUAUCUACUUCCGACCCGCCCUGCCCCGCCCCGGCUCGUUCUAGACUCAUUUAAUCUCAAUUUCUUACAAUUUCUAUACAUAUUUCUACUAUUUUGACUUUCUUCAACUAGUUAGAGUCCCUCUUUCAACUUGUGAGACUCAAUAACACAUUCUAUAAUCACUAUUUUUCAUUCUUAAAGUGUUUUUCCCUUCGUUUUAUCGUAAAAAGUAUAAUUUACUUGUAUUUUUUUCGAAUAACAUGUAAGAGUGGGG